CCCAGGCAGCAGCGGAAGCGCACGUUGAAGCGCGAAGCCGAUUGGCGCACAACUGCGUGUGGGCCAAUGGGCGGCGAGGGCGAGGCCGAAUCCAAUUUGCAUUCCUUCUCAUCACUAUCAGCAUCAAACGGCCGUAGAGCAUACAUAGUCACUGCAGGCCAGUCAGUCAGACAGCCAGCGAUUAAAGGCGUAGCACACCCACCCACAUCGGGAUCAGCAUCAGCGAGCGAGGGAAAGAGGCAUGGUGAAGGGCGCAGGUUGGCAGGCUGCGAGAUCAUCCACGAGGACGACGACGACGACGACGACGACGUAGAAGAAGCUGCACUCGUCAAUAAUGAUGAACCCGCCAUCAUCCUCGCGCAGUAGCAGUGCACUUCCCUCAUCAUCAUCUCAGCAUCACUCAUCUCCGCAUCACCCCUCCCCUUCGACCGUUCCCUCUAAGCGUCGCUCCAAGGCCUCUCCAUCGGACGUAAUCUUCGGACAGCCUCCAGGAUCAGACGAAGCGGUCCAAUCGCUCGGUCCCUUGUCCAGCGACUCGUCACCUAGCUCUUCCUCGAGGCCUUCGAGUCGUCCAGGGUCGAGCAGGAAGAGACCACAUCCGAGGGGAUCGUCCCAGAGUGGGACAUUGACGCCUGCUGUUGUUGCGAGCCUUACCUCCUCGCCAAAGGGAAGGGACUCUGAGAACGAGGCAUCGCUACCUCGCGCUGCUGUUGGGGAUGUCAUUGAUGGAGUCAAAGUCCUCCCACUCAGCCUAGACGACGCCGACCCGUCAGACAUCCUCACCCUGGUAGGGGACAUGCUCCUCCGCCUCAUGCAGCACAACGACUCCCUUCCCCUCCACCCUUCCUCUCUCACCCGCUUCCAUUCCCGCGCCACGCCCGGGAUAAGCAUACAGUCCUACCUCCGACGUAUCGCCAAGUACACGUCACUGGACAAGGCGUGCACUCUCAUCCUCCUCGUAUACAUCGACCGCGUCUGCGAGCGCAUGAAAGGGUUCACCAUCUGCUCGCUCACCGUACAUCGUUUCGUGUGCGCGGCAGUAGUAUGUGCGACCAAGGCGCUCUGUGACGCUUUUUCGACGAAUGGACAUUAUGCGAGGGUGGGAGGGAUCAGCCUUGUAGAGCUCAACAUGCUCGAAAAGGAAUUCCUAGGGAUCAUUGAUUGGCACUUGACCUGCUCGGGAGGGUUGCUACAGCAUUACUACGUUUCGCUUGUGGGGAGUCAUCCGAGUUACAGGCUGGAGACGGAGCUAGGGGCCGAGGCAGGAGGGGAGGGAGGGAGUAGUAGCAGUAGUAGUGGGGAUAGUGAGGCGAGCGAGGCAGAGGAGGACGCAGCAGACGCGGGAUACGAUGCAGAGGGCAUCGCCGCUAUUGCGUCUGCGGCUGCAAACGGCGAAGUGGUCAAACCGUCUGCCGGUGCAUUGGCUGAAGAGCCAUACCUUGCGCGCAAGCAUCGCCUUCAUCACCAUCAUCAUCACUCUCAACGGGGGAGCGGGACAUCCACACCUGCGCUCGAAGCGGAUAGGAGGGCGCAGCAGAGAGGCAUCCCUAGCGCGGGUGGGGAGGCGGAGAUGGAGGAGUAA
Jaminaea rosea is the source of this 1582-nucleotide messenger RNA. RefSeq names its product cyclin-domain-containing protein. Bases 335 to 1582 code for a protein of 415 amino acids. The record is from RefSeq and is a predicted model, not a curated record. Gene Ontology annotation, molecular function: cyclin-dependent protein serine/threonine kinase regulator activity; protein kinase binding. Gene Ontology annotation, cellular component: nucleus; cyclin-dependent protein kinase holoenzyme complex. Gene Ontology annotation, biological process: regulation of cyclin-dependent protein serine/threonine kinase activity. NCBI's taxonomy places the organism in Eukaryota, Fungi, Basidiomycota, Exobasidiomycetes, Microstromatales. The transcript is spliced from 2 exons.